AUGUCUAUUUGGAAGGAAGCUAAAGAUGCAAGUGGAAGGAUAUAUUAUUACAAUACUUUGACAAAGAAAUCUACGUGGGAGAAGCCCAAGGAACUAAUUUCUCAGGAGGAGCUACUUCUUCGAGAAAAUGGCUGGAAGGCGGCCAAGACGGCAGACGGCAAAGUAUACUAUUAUAAUCCAACAACAAGAGAAACCAGCUGGACUAUUCCGGCCUUCGAGAAGAAAGUAGAACCCAUCGCAGAACAAAAACAUGAUACAGUAUCCCAUGCACAGGUUAAUGGAAAUAGAAUAGCCCUUACGGCUGGAGAAAAACAAGAGCCGGGACGAACUAUAAACGAGGAGGAAAGCCAAUAUGCUAAUAACUCUAAACUGCUUAAUGUCAGGAGAAGGACUAAAGAAGAAGCAGAGAAGGAAUUUAUUACCAUGCUGAAGGAAAAUCAAGUAGACUCUACUUGGUCAUUCAGUAGAAUUAUUUCAGAACUGGGGACCAGAGAUCCAAGGUAUUGGAUGGUCGAUGAUGACCCCUUAUGGAAGAAAGAAAUGUUUGAGAAAUAUCUUUCCAAUAGAUCAGCCGAUCAACUUCUUAAGGAACACAAUGAAACAAGCAAAUUCAAAGAAGCCUUUCAGAAAAUGUUGCAAAACAAUUCUCAUAUAAAAUAUUACACCCGUUGGCCUACCGCAAAGAGACUAAUUGCCGACGAACCAAUAUACAAACACUCCGUGGUCAAUGAAAAGACAAAGAGACAGACCUUUCAAGAUUAUAUAGAUACCCUCAUCGACACUCAGAAAGAAUCAAAAAAAAAAUUGAAAACACAGGCCCUAAAAGAACUAAGAGAGUAUUUAAACGGUAUUAUAACAACAUCAUCCUCUGAAACUUUCAUAACCUGGCAGCAGCUUUUAAAUCACUAUGUUUUUGAUAAGAGUAAGAGAUAUAUGGCGAACCGGCACUUCAAAGUCUUAACCCACGAAGAUGUUUUAAACGAGUAUCUGAAAAUAGUAAAUACGAUUGAAAACGAUCUUCAAAACAAACUAAAUGAGCUCCGACUGCGCAAUUAUACCAGAGACCGUAUUGCUAGAGAUAACUUUAAAAGCUUAUUAAGAGAAGUGCCAAUCAAAAUCAAAGCAAAUACUAGAUGGUCAGAUAUUUAUCCUCAUAUAAAGUCUGAUCCGCGCUUUUUACAUAUGCUUGGAAGGAAUGGCUCGUCCUGCCUUGAUUUAUUUUUAGAUUUUGUUGAUGAACAAAGGAUGUACAUCUUUGCACAAAGAUCAAUAGCCCAACAGACGUUGAUAGAUCAAAAUUUUGAAUGGAAUGAUGCCGAUAGCGACGAGAUCACCAAGCAAAACAUAGAAAAAGUUCUGGAAAAUGACCGGAAAUUUGACAAGGUGGAUAAAGAAGACAUCAGUUUGAUUGUUGAUGGUUUGAUAAAGCAAAGAAACGAAAAGAUACAACAGAAACUCCAAAAUGAGCGUAGGAUAUUGGAGCAAAAGAAGCACUAUUUUUGGUUACUUUUGCAAAGGACAUAUACAAAAACCGGUAAGCCCAAGCCUAGUACGUGGGAUUUAGCUUCCAAAGAGCUUGGCGAAUCUCUUGAAUACAAGGCACUAGGCGAUGAAGAUAACAUAAGAAGACAAAUUUUCGAGGAUUUUAAGCCUGAAAGCUCUGCACCGACUGCCGAAAGCGCUACUGCAAACUUAACGUUGACCGCGUCAAAAAAGAGGCAUUUAACUCCGGCUGUGGAAUUGGACUAUUGA
This is a messenger RNA of Saccharomyces cerevisiae S288C, 1752 nucleotides long. RefSeq names its product snoRNA-splicing protein PRP40 (gene PRP40). The record is from RefSeq and is marked reviewed. The transcript has a single exon. Bases 1 to 1752 code for a protein of 583 amino acids. Gene Ontology annotation, cellular component: nucleus. Gene Ontology annotation, biological process: mRNA cis splicing, via spliceosome. NCBI's taxonomy places the organism in Eukaryota, Fungi, Ascomycota, Saccharomycetes, Saccharomycetales, Saccharomycetaceae.